Aaosphaeria arxii CBS 175.79 is the source of this 956-nucleotide messenger RNA. RefSeq lists its product as uncharacterized. Bases 294 to 821 code for a protein of 175 amino acids. NCBI's taxonomy places the organism in Eukaryota, Fungi, Ascomycota, Dothideomycetes, Pleosporales. The record is from RefSeq and is a predicted model, not a curated record. The transcript has a single exon.
CCAAAUGACAAGGCAUUGUCAAGUCCCCAUUCCAUAACAUCGACAUUUCAACUUAUGGUUAAAGAUGAGGGACGAAUCCAGGAACAUUUCCUACUUUACCUGCAAUACGCAAAUACCUUUACCCAUCCCCGGUUAGCCUUAUUACACAGGCGCUGCGAAAUCAGUCCUCCGAUUGCCCUCCUACACCGCUAUGUGGCCCUUAUGGGUUCAUAGCACUGUUAUGCGUCACUACGUAACCUACGCCAUAUAUUCCCAUCGUCACGAGGUCGACUUUUGUCACUGUGGGCCCCUUUAUGGCUAUGCUACGGGCACUCUUUGACCCAUCGCCGCGCUCUACAAUGAGGCAUCAUUUCUCAUUCAAGGUUUUUUGGAGGAGUUUCAGCUUGCCCGGGUUCGAAUUCCUGAACAAUGGAGCAAAAGGGCUGGUACGGAGACCUCUGAUAGGUCGUCAGAGUUUCACGAUGAUCGCCCCUCCUCCGACCAGCUUCAACACACGGACAAGGGCGCUGUAUAGGGCAUUUUCCUAUCUUUAUUCGUCCUUCAGUUACUUCUUCUUCCAUUGUGCUCAUGCUCAAUCUGAAGACUAUAUAUCCCUUCAUCUUCCUACCGUUUUGAUCUCAUUCGCAACACUGCAAUCCAUUCCAUACUAUCUUAUCCAAUAUCAAUCGCACAAAUACCAUCAAUCUGUCUGCAACAAUACCUUACAAGCUUCGUUCCCCUUUCUCUGCACUCUUCCACUUUGUUACAAGAUCUCUAGCAGAGUGCAAGCAAAGAGGAACCGCAUCUCGACACUAUUUCUCGCACUCAAACAGCGAGACUGAUCCUUAUCGAGACACAUAUUCCGUGGUCUAUAGCUUGAAAGGAGCCCUCACCCUUCCUCACUCGGGACCCUGUUUCGUUGGCCCUGAAUAUCAUCAGCCAUCUCUGGAUAGCUCAAUCAAGACUCGUCCACGAUC